This is a messenger RNA of Pelobates fuscus (common spadefoot toad), 2947 nucleotides long. Its product is annotated as trifunctional purine biosynthetic protein adenosine-3-like. The record is from RefSeq and is a predicted model, not a curated record. Gene Ontology annotation, biological process: 'de novo' IMP biosynthetic process; adenine biosynthetic process. Lineage: Eukaryota; Metazoa; Chordata; Amphibia; Anura; Pelobatidae. Gene Ontology annotation, cellular component: cytosol. The coding region runs from base 51 to 2831 and encodes 926 amino acids. Gene Ontology annotation, molecular function: phosphoribosylformylglycinamidine cyclo-ligase activity; phosphoribosylamine-glycine ligase activity; ATP binding. The transcript has 21 exons.
UAAAGAAUUGCCCAACUUUAUCUGGACAUGAGAUAUCCUGAUCAGAAAUUAUGACGUUCUCCAAGGAAAGAAUGACUGACCGACUCCUGGUGGUUGGUAGAGGUGUCAGGGAGCAGGUUCUCUCCCGGAAGUUGGCACUAUCUUCCCAUGUGAAGCAGAUCCUAGUUGCUCCAGGCAAUGCCAAUACAGCUGACGGCAAAAAGAUCUGUAACUCUGCUGUCCUAGUCAGUAACCCGAGUAUUCUGAAACAAUUCUGCAAAGAUCACAACAUCGGACUGGUGGUGGUUAAUACGAUUUCUCUUCUAACUUCUGGACUUAUUGAUGAACUGACUGAGGCUGGAGUGAGGUGUUUUGGACCCAACUCAAAGGCAUCACAGCUGGAGGCCAAUAGAAGUCUUGCCAAAGAGUUUAUGGACCAACAUGGUAUCCCAACGGCACGGUGGAAAUCUUUCACUAACCCACAUGAAGCUUGCCGAUUUAUCACUUAUUCAGACUUUCCUGCUCUGGUGGUAAAGCCCAGUGCGUUGGCGUCAGCGAGGAAUGUAUACGUUGCAAGUGAUAAAGAUGAGGCCUGCAGAGCUGUUCAACAACUUACAACAGACUGGACAUCUGGAACUCCAGCAGAAACAUUCAUUGUUGAAGAGCGCUUGGAAGGGGAAGAAUUUGCAUGCCUGGCUUUUACUGAUGGGUCGACGUUCGCUCCAAUGCCUCUUGUGAAAAUCCAGGACGUUCAAUCUGAGUUAAAUCAAGGCUCACAAACUCCUGUUGCAGAAGGGUUAAUCUGCCCUGCAAAAAUGGAAAUCCUCACCAUUCUCCAGAAAAUAACUGAUGCUUUAAAGAAGGAGAAAUGGCAAUAUGCAGGUAUACUUGGAGUCAAAGUAAUAGUCACCGAACAAGGACCUAACAUUCUUGGAUUCAAAUGCCGAUUUCAAGAUCUCGAUAGCCAGAUAAUUCUUCCCCAGCUGAAGUCUGAUUUCUAUGAUGUGACCCAAGCAGCGAUUGGUGGCAAGCUUGGCUCUUGUAUACCAGAGUGGGCACAAGCGAAAGCGGCCGUUCCAGUCAAUGCAUGUGUGCAGUCCUCUGAAUACCCUGAGAACAUAGAAUUCAAAAACGAGGACCAAGAUCCAGAGACUUCCCACACCUUUCCAAAAACGAUGAUAAGUACAAAAGGACUUCAUAUUGCUACUUGUGGCCUUGUAUCUCCAGAGGACUCUGCCAGAGGUUUGCCUGGGGAUUCCAGAAAAAUGUUUCAUCACUUUGAAGUGAACAUGUCUCUGUAUAAGGAUCCAGUAUUUGUAUGCACAAAUAACAGUGCUGGAUGCAAAAUUAAAAUUGCCCAAUCUUGUGAAGAACACAGUUUGGUGGCUCAGGACCUGGUUGCAGUGUGUAUUAAUGACCUCUUGUCUCAGAGAGCAGAACCUCUUGUUUUUAUGCCACUCUUCGCCUGUGGGAAGCUUCCAGUAGCCACAAGACAAUCAGUAGUAGAUGGACUGGCCUUGGCUUGUAAAUUGGCUAAAACUACUCUAUUGGAGAGAGAAGUUGUCCGGGAUUCAGACGUGUACCCUGAAGGAUGCUACAGUCUCACUGGGUUUGCUGUAGGUGUGGUGGAAAGGAAGAGUAGACUGCCAAGACUGGAUAAAAUCGCAGAAGGAGACAUUGUGAUUGGCGUUCAUUCAUCAGCAUUGCAUUCCACUUGUAUUAAACUAAUAAGGAGGAUAAUCGAAAAACGUUCCGACAAAUACUCAACAUUCUUACCGGUGGGGAACGAAGACCACACCUGGGGUGAAAUGCUAUUAACUUCAAUGAAAAUGUACAGCCACUCAUUGCUUUCUGUACUCCAGACUGGGCACGUCCGGGCCUGCGUUCCAGUGACUGAAGGGGGACUUAAAGGAUGUAUCCUCCAAGUCCUUCCAGAAUCAUUAGGGUGUAUUAUAGAUGCUCUUUGUUGGAAGAUCCCACCAAUCUUCUCCUGGCUGUAUAAAGAGGGUGGCUUGUUAGAAGAAGACAUGAUUUGCAGCUUUAACUGCGGCAUAGGAGCUGUGCUGAUCGUCAAGAGGAACGUGGCCCAGCAGGUGCUUUCUGAGGUGCAGAAACAAGAGGAUGCAUGGCUGAUUGGGGCGCUGAUCCCAGGCCAUUCAGACGCAGGUCGCGUACAAGUCCGCCAUUUAACAGAAGCUUUGAAAGUGAACGUGUUGCAGUUAUGGAAAAAUAUCUCUCUGCAUAAGAAGUCCACUAACAUCAGAAAUGUGGCUGUUUUCUUCUGUACGACAGGAACUAAGCUACAGCAUCUUAUAGACAGCACCAGGAUGCUUGGGAACUUGGCACGUGUGACCCUGGUGAUCUCUAACCAGACUGGGGUGGAAGAAUUGAAAAAAGCUGCCGGGAUUGGAAUUCCUACACGGGUAAUCGACCAGACGUUUUUCAGCUGUCACGCUGAUUUUGAACUCGCGGUGAGCAAAGUAUUGGAAGUGUUCUCCAUUGAUCUUAUCUGCCUUGUAGAUUUCAAGAGGACUAUGUCAGGUCCGUUUCUGGACAAAUGGAAAGGGAAAAUAUUGAACACAUACCGAACACUUUCACCCUUGUAUAAAGUGGAAGGUGGUGUCCUAGCUGGAGCCAAAGUGUGUGGAUGCACGGUUUGUUUCACAGUAGAAAGCUCAGCUCCGGGCCCUAUGGUCCUGCAAGAGACAAUAACUGUCCAGACGGACGAUACAGAGAUCACUCUGAGUGAGAGAAUGCAAGAAGCACACCAGAGGGUAAUCACCAAGGCAGUUCUUAUUGUGGCAAGUGGUACAGUCAGCUUAGACAAAGAUGGCAGAGUCUGUUGGAAGUAGAAACCUGAAUCCCUAUGAGUUGCUGCUAAGAGGAUCAUGGAACUGUUUCCACUAAAACCACCACAUUCUACAGAUUGCUCUGCUUCUGGGAAUUCAGGCACUCUUUUUUUUCCAAU